GCAAAGCAGAUUGGAUGACGAAAACUAUGUGGACUCUGUUUUUGAGCUCAUAUUGAAGUCUGGCUGUAAAAUUCGGCUUCAGGCUUGUAAUAGAAGAAUUAGAGACCAAUGGGUCUUCAAUCUGCUUCAGCUUCGAGAGUAUUGGGUGAAGAAGAAGCAAGAAGAGUUGGAACGCAUUAUCAAUCUACGGGAGAAAAAUAUUAUUGCUGCCAAUCUCCCAGACGACAAAUACGAAUCAGUCUUAACUGUUGACGACAAUCCAAACAAAUGGGAGCUUUCCAAAGCGCACACGGAUCCAUAUCUUUAUAAUAUAUCAUCUUGGUCGAUAGACAAGCCUUUGAUGAUGAGUGGAGUGCUAUAUCAAAAGAGAAAGAAACACAAGAGCUUCAAAGCGUUCUUUGUUGUGCUAUGUCCGGGAUUUCUUGUGCUUUAUGAUAUGUUCAACAGAAGUUUCAAGUCUGGAACUAUCAAGCCCACUGCGUACUACAAGCACUAUACGACAAUUAGCCUAGGAAACUGCUAUGUUUUUUGCGAUUCUUCAAAUGAUCUUGAUGUUUCGAUUCGCGAUUCCACAUUGAGUAGAGUUGCCCCCGGAAGUCACCAGGUUCCGCGAAUCUACUCUGAUGGAUGGAAAAGCAGCGAGGACGAACAUUGUCGCCGAUUUACAAUAUGGUUUGGAUCCAAAAGAGUCAUGAUGAGAAAUAACAACUCAAAAAAUGUAAUUUUGAACGAUCCCCACCUUGACUCCUCUUCCGACGAAGAUGAGGAAACAGUGGACAAAACCGAUAAAAUCAGUUUGCAUGACCGGGGCAAAAUGCUGAAGACUGUGUCCCGCCUAGGAGUGACCGGCCAUAGCAUGGUAUUUCUAGCUAGAUCGCGGAUUGAACGAGACCUAUGGGUGACCAAGCUUCUCAAUGAGGUUGAGCGAUUUGGUCUUGGUGACGAGGAAGAAGUUCAGUUUUCUUAAUAAAUAUUGCUGCAAAU
Molecule: messenger RNA, 984 nt
Organism: Ogataea polymorpha
Lineage: Eukaryota; Fungi; Ascomycota; Pichiomycetes; Pichiales; Pichiaceae
Exons: 1
Biological process (GO): ascospore-type prospore membrane formation; protein localization to prospore membrane
Cellular component (GO): prospore membrane
Source: RefSeq, a predicted model, not a curated record